Stereum hirsutum FP-91666 SS1 is the source of this 1119-nucleotide messenger RNA. Its product is annotated as ubiquitin-conjugating enzyme E2. The transcript has 8 exons. The record is from RefSeq and is a predicted model, not a curated record. Lineage: Eukaryota; Fungi; Basidiomycota; Agaricomycetes; Russulales; Stereaceae. Bases 92 to 640 code for a protein of 182 amino acids.
CAUCACCACCCUUCCGUGUUCUCCAUCGCGUUCCACGCUCUGCAUACCCAUCGAUCUCAUUGUACACUCACACAAUUGCAUUUGACACGAAAUGGACCAGCUUACGACCUCACUUGCGCCCGCUCGCGCCUCUCCCUCAGCAAAGAACGCCGCAUCCGGACCUGGAAAGGAGGGUGCUGGAAGCGUCACGAAGCGACUCAGUAAUGAGCUGAUGACUCUUAUGAUGUCCGCCUCUCCUGGCAUCUCUGCGUUCCCCAAAUCAGACUCGAACCUCUACGAAUGGGUCGGGACCCUCGAAGGCGCUCCAGCCACAAUCUACGCCGACCUUGUCUUCCGCAUCUCCAUCAACUUCCCGCCGAAUUACCCCUACGUGCCACCCCAGAUCAAGUUCGACACUCCCUGUUUCCACCCGAAUGUCGAUCUCAACUCUGGCGCCAUAUGUCUCGAUAUUCUCCAGGACAAGUGGUCUGCGAUCUACAGUGUGCAGACUAUUUUGAUUUCUUUGCAGUCGUUGCUUGGAGAGCCGAACAACGCCUCGCCACUGAACCCCGAUGCCUCUCAGCUGUGGGCCAACCCAACAGCCUUCAAACAGCAGCUGAUGAAGAACUACCGGCCAUUGUCUGACGACCCCUCCGCGUAGAUGUGAUUAGCCCAGUCACGCAUCCCAUUUCUAUGCUCCUCCGCAUCUUCCUCAUUAAAGUCUGAAUUGCAUCGCUAGUUACACGACACUCUGCAGCCUUGCUACUGAUUCCUCUCAAGCAUACAUGUAGUCCUAUGCGCGUGCCCAUACAUCUCUGCCAGCACAGCACGCACUCAUGAUCAUGAUCCCCGCCGACCGUCCAUCCACCGCCUUAUCGCAUGUACAUAUGUCUCUUAUGUUUUUUCUCUUUUCCGUUCAUAUCCGUUUUACCUCGUUUCAUCUUUUUCUUUUGUUCUUCUCCGUAGCAAUUACAUAAAUCAGUACUGUUCCGGCUAUCCUUACUCGGCGUGACUGUGUAUAAGUACAGUACAGUACGGUAUUGCGGAUGUUUCUUCCUUUCUCUGAUUCAGAUUCAACUUUGAUGGAGCGUGGUUACGUGGUUUGGCAUUUUAUAUAUGUAUGGAAUGGAUUCUCUCUGA